Cotesia glomerata is the source of this 1967-nucleotide messenger RNA. RefSeq lists its product as uncharacterized. NCBI's taxonomy places the organism in Eukaryota, Metazoa, Arthropoda, Insecta, Hymenoptera, Braconidae. The transcript is spliced from 3 exons. The record is from RefSeq and is a predicted model, not a curated record. Bases 11 to 1903 code for a protein of 630 amino acids.
AAUAUCGGAAAUGAAUAAAGAAGCAACCCAAAAUAAAUUACCUACAUUAUUGAAUAUUGUGAUUCAUUUUCUUCAAACGUGUGAAAAAGAUUAUCAAACAAUUGUUCUUCACAAAGAUGUAAGUGAAAGUAUGAUUAAAAGCUUGAGUGGAUUAGAAAAAAUUGCCGUCGUUCUACAAAAAGAUUUACCAAUAAUUGAAUUCAAUUUUUUGCGUAAAAACAAAGUCGAUUUAUUUAUUGUCACCCUUGAAAAUUCAGUUAAGAAUCUCAACCAAAUUCUGCUUGAUCUUAAAACUUCUCUUCGAUGGGAAAUUAUGAUACCUCACUUUGUAUUGAACAAUAUAGAAAAUGGCUGUAAGGACGCAAAAGCGGUUUUAAAAAUGGUUUGGCAGCAAAAAAUACUGAAUUGUUACUAUGUAUGUUUUGAUUCUGAAGGAAAACUUUUUGUUUAUACUUUCAAUCCGUACUCAAGCCGAUCUCCUUAUCAAUGGCGAAUGGUUGAAGAAAUAUCUAAUAAAUCAAUUUACAUGGCAAUUUACAAUCGACCAUACAAUGAAGCUGACAUAUGCGAUGGUUUCAAUUUCGAUCGCACUAAGCAACAUGAUAAAACCGCAACAAAAAUUUUAGCUAAUAAAGACUUUGUAUUUAAUGACAGCUAUGAGCUCUCCAAAGCAAUAGAGGUUUUUUUUAAUGCUUCUCUUACUAAAAUUACUCUUUGGGAUUGCGAUCCAAGUCUAGAAGAAUAUCGUUCUCAAAAAAGAACAACUGACUUCGUAAUGUGCCUGCAAAAUUACGAUAGAAUAACAAAAUUGGACAAUUUGGCAGCCACCUAUCCAAUAUCUAUCAAUGGCCAUUACAUCUUUUCAAACAAUCAAAGAUACCUCUCUCCCUUAGAGAAAAAGUACAAUUCUUUUGGGAUUAAUAUUAUUAUAAUAACACUUUUGCUAUCAAUCAUAAUUUAUGUAGUAAUUUUGAACAUGACUUCCUUCCGAAGCUAUUCAUUUCCCAUCGUUGAAAUACUCCGCUUGUGGGCUGGAUUUUCGCUGAACACCAAAGUAAAAACUCUACCCCUGCGGAUUUUCUUUACACCAGUAUUUUUGUUCUUUUUGGUUAUGCAAAGCACGCUUCAAGGAGAUCUAGCAGAAUUUCUUUCGAAAACCGAACUACGAGAAAAUGCCGACUCAGUAACGGACAUACAACGUGAUUAUUAUAAGGAAGUUUUGAUCGUCGAUUACAUGUUGUCGAAUAAGCUAACUUUUGAAACAAUAAAGUCCAAAGUUAUAAAUUCAAAUGAAUCAUACUGUGUAGAGACAGUUAUUGAAGACGAAUCAACCGCCUGUCUGAUAGCGGAUCAUGAUCUAAUGUCUAUACUAAAAACCAAAAUUAAUUCUACAAUUUAUCUGCAAAAUUUCUAUGUGUCUAAAUAUCCUUUAGACGCUAAGAAUUUUGUGUAUUGCGCUCGGCGCGAUUGGCCGCUAAGAGAAAAAUUUGAUAUAUUCCUUAUGCAUUUGGAAAGUUUUGGAAUCAAUCGUAAAUUACUUGAAGGUACACGUUUUCACUUGAGAAUCAAAUCUAAUUUACAGAAAUCGAGAUACGUAUUGAGUUAUCAACAAAUUUCUUUUGAUUCACUAUCAUUUGUAUUUUUCUGUUGGACUAUGGGAAUGAUUUGCAGCAUUCUUAGUUUUAUUUUCGAAACAUGUAUUUUGUCUAAUAGAUGUUUCUUUAAAUUGAGUCUUGUUGAUAAGAACAAGAUAGUAGUUGAAGAUAAAAAGCUGAAGAUAUUUUAUGGAAAUAAUAAGCAAAAAGUAUUGUAUUUUAGAGAUGAUCGAAAAAUUACGAACAAUAUAAAAAAUCGAAUGAUAGUCAUCAAAAGAAGCCCUCAUUGCGGCAUUGAACAUAUUUAAUGGUUAUAACGUUUAGUUGAAACAAAUGUAAUCUAUAAUAUUAAGAGAAUAAGCAAAAUUUUGU